AUGGAACAAGGUCCUAUACCCUUGACAGCCCGAGAGGCUGCAUCUGGUCUCUUGGGAUCGGUCUCUAUGACCUGUUGGGUUUUCCUUUUGGUUCCUCAGCUGAUUGAGAAUUACCGCAAUGGCAAUGCAGAAGCUAUAUCUCUCCUGUUUGUCUUCGUUUGGUUCAUUGGCGAUAUCGCCAAUCUCGCUGGCGGCCUCCUUGCUGGGCUCGUACCCGUCAUCGUUGCGAUUGCAGUAUACUUCUGCAUUGCUGACGGUGUACUGAUCGCCCAGUGCCUUUAUUUCAAGGCGCGCAACUCUCGCCCCGAGCCUUUCAGCCGCCGACGCUCAUCCACCGAGAUCCCGGAUCCGACUACCCCACUCCUCGGCCGGCCCUUCAGCGACUCUGUUGAACCUUCUGAGUCGCGGCGCCGGCCGUCGGGCUCGCAGCGUCGCAACCAAGCUAGUGGUCGACGUGAGAGCGAGAUCGAGGAUACCAUAGCCAAGAUCGUCGAGGAGAAUGAUCAUGGCCGUAAGGCGUGGGUGAAGAACUUCACCAGCGUUAUCGGGAUCUUCUUCAUUGGCAUGGUAGGUUGGACUAUGGCCUGGCAGACGGGAAUGUGGGCGCCGGCGCCAUUGGAGAACAACAAUCGUUCUGAGCAGGCUACUGGGGGGCUGGUGCUGGGAUAUUUCAGUGCUGUGUGUUAUUUGGGAGCGAGAUUGCCUCAGAUAUACAAGAACUAUAGCGAGAAGUCUUGCGAAGGGUUGUCGCUGUUAUUCUUCAUUCUAUCCCUUCUUGGAAACCUGACCUACGGUGCGGGGAUCCUUUGCCAUUCUACAGAGAAAGAUUACUUCCUCACCAAUCUUCCAUGGCUGAUUGGAUCUCUGGGGACCAUGGUUGAAGAUGUGGUCAUCUUCAUCCAAUUCCGGAUUUACGCUGUCCAGCAACCUGCGCUCUCGGCGGUUCUAUAA
Penicillium paradoxum is the source of this 951-nucleotide messenger RNA. RefSeq names its product PQ-loop repeat-containing protein. The record is from RefSeq and is a predicted model, not a curated record. Gene Ontology annotation, cellular component: fungal-type vacuole membrane. Bases 1 to 951 code for a protein of 316 amino acids. The transcript has 5 exons. Lineage: Eukaryota; Fungi; Ascomycota; Eurotiomycetes; Eurotiales; Aspergillaceae. Gene Ontology annotation, biological process: basic amino acid transmembrane export from vacuole.